GCGCAACGAGAGAAACCACCGCGGUCGGUCUCUUGAGCUGGGCGGACGGACACUGCUCCAUUCGAGAGAAGCACGAGUGAGCGAGACUCUGGUGUUGCGCGCACUCGUACCGAGCUGGACAUGUUCAACAACGACAAGCCGGCGGCCGCGGCGCCGCCCGCGGACGACUACGAGAUGUACGCGACGCCCGCGGCCACGGGCGCGCGCGAGCCCGGCGAGGCGGAGAUCGUGCGCCGCGGGGACGCCCCCGAGCGACCCGUGCACUCGGACGACACGGGCAGCUUUAAGGACAACGUGAUCACGGUGCACGGCUACAUGCACAAGCAGGGCAAGCGCGCGGUCAAAGGCCCGAUCCACAAGAGCUGGAAGCGCCGCUACUUCGCGCUGGAGAAGGCCAAGAUCUACUACUUCCACUCGCACCUCGAGUGCCGCCAGUACUUCACGACGCGCAACACGGACCUGGUGGUGGGCGCCAUCGAGCUCAAGGACGCGCUGCAGCUGCGCCCCUGCGCGCGCCUGGACCUGCCGCACCGAGGCUUCGAGAUCACGACCAAGCGCCGCGUGUGGGUCCUCUGCCCCGAGUCCGAGGACGAGUACCGACUCUGGUUCGAGGGCGUCGAGGAGGCCAUCGUGGCCUGCGGCUCGGGCAACAUCAUCGAGCGCAAGCUGCCCAACGUCCGCAAGUACUACAUGAAGGGUAUUACAACGUACCGCAUCCUGUACUUCCUCUUCCUGAUCCUGAGCGUCGUGGAGAUCUUCGGCUUCGUCUUCUGGUUCGUCGUGGGCACCCAGCCGUGUGACUCGAGCAACAGGACCCUAACGUGUGAGGAAGUGUACGACAACACGCCCGACGACCUCAACUGUCUGGCCGAACCCAUGAGCGGCUGGUUUACGCCUCCGGACUGGUACCUGACGCUGGCCGGCGUGGACGACGUGGUGUGCUUCCACAACCCGCCCAUCGCCCAAUGGGUGUCGUUCUUCGCUCUCAUCUUUGCCGAGCUGGUCUCCAUCAUCCUCGGCGCGCUGUACUACCUCGGCAUGUGGAAGCCUGUGCGUCGUGGCGCCCACUACUUCGACGAGUUCGACCCCAAGGUGCCGGACGACCUGUGGCCCAAGAUCGACGUGCUGCUGUGCCACUACUCGGAGCCCGCGGAGGAGACGAUUGACACGCUCAUGGCCUGCAUGAACCUGCAGUACCCGCCGCACCUGCUGCAGAUCUACGUGCUGGACGACGGCUACUGCAGCACCAAGUGGACUAAGGGCAACCCGAUCCCGGCCAUUGAGCUGAACAAGAUGGUGCUAGAGAAGGCUGGCGACCUCCGCCAGGAAGUCGCUCAGUUCAUGUACGACCGUGUGUGCGACCCCAACGAGGAGAUGGAGGUGUACGCCUGGCGUAAGCUCCACUCGUCCGCUAACCUGCCGUCGGCUUCGCGCCCGAAGGUCGUGAACCGCGCCGAUUGCGCUGUGGGCUCGUUCCGUGACGACUACCGCUACCCUGGCCUGCCGCACGUGACGUUCGUCGGUCGCGUGAAGCCGCAGACGCACUACUCCAAGGCCGGCAACAUCAACAACUGCCUGUACAACGAGGGUGCCAACGGUCGCUACAUGCUGCUGCUGGACUCGGACAUGCAGCCUCACCCGAAGUUCAUCCUGGCCACGCUGCCCUUCUUCUUCGACGACGAGGAUCGCCAGUACAAGAACAAGUACUCGUGCUCCACCAUGGGCUGCCAGAACGUGGCUAAGAUGUGCUGCGCGUCGUGCAAGAUCGCGGGUGUGCCGGAGGAGCGCAUCAGCUACUGCUCGAAGGAGUGCUUUGAGAACGCCAUGCACGUGCAGAGCGACCUGCACCGUCGCCAGGUGAACGGCACGCUGAGUGACACGCGCGCUACCAAGAAGGAGCUGCGUUGCAUGAACUGCGACUCGAAGCUGGGCAAGAGCGGAGUUUGCCGCAAGUGCAACACGAACAACAACAACGGGGACGCCGACAUGUCGAUUCUGCACAACUACUCCGAUGAUGUUCGUGACAACGCCGUGGGCUUUGUGCAGACGCCGCAGUACUUCCGUGACUGUGUUCAGCUGCAGAUCGGCGACCCGCUUGGCCACCGUAACGCCACCUUCUACGAUGCCAUUCAGACUGGUCAGGACGGUUACGACUGCGCGUCGUUCGCUGGCACCAACGCUUUGGUUCGUCGUGAGGCCCUUGACUCGAUUGGCGGCAUUCAGUACGGUACGCUGACGGAGGACUGCUACACUGGCGAGCGUCUUGUCUCUAUGGGCUGGAAGGCGCUGUACUUCCGCAAGGAUUUCGAGGGCGAGGCUCACGAGCGCAUCCGUCUGGCCGAAGGACUGAUCCCUGACUCGGUGGCUGGAGCCAUGGCGCAGCGCAAGCGUUGGGCCAAGGGCAACUUCCAGACGGCCCUGAUGAAGAAGAACAAGAACGUGGCUGACCCGGAGUGGAAGCGCCCGCACGUGGACAUCCCCAAGUACCGCAAGCCGAGCACCUUCAUGCGCCGCGUGUUCUACCUCAACUCGACCCUGUACCCGAUUGACUCGAUCCCGGUCAUCCUCCUGUACUACAUCACGCUGUACUUCCUGUACACGGGCUACGCUCCGAUCUUCGUGAACGGCCUGCGCGUGCUUGUGGCGCUCGUGCCCAAGCUCAUCAUCCAGGGUCUACUGUCCGCUCUGAGCACUCGUGGAGUGGAGAACAACGAUGUGGUGCGAUCGCAGGAGACCAGGUUCGUGUACGCGUUCACCAACUUCACGGCCAUGCUGGGCGCCAUUGUGUGGAAGUUCACUGGCCGUAAGUCCAAGUGGUUGAACAAGCGCGACGCCACGCGCGGAUCGCUGGCCGAGCUGCCGAACGUGCUGGUGUUCUCCGGUGCGGUGUUCGGCAUCGUCUGGUCCAUGGUGCGCUACAUCGUGGCCUACUACAACCGCGUGUACUCGCACGGUGACUCGAUGCUGUGCGCUGCCGUGCUCAUGGGUGUCUACAUCGCGUACAACCUGGGCCCGAGCGUGCGGAUGAGCAUCCAGGAGUACUUCGGCUGGAGCUACCAGAGUCUCAUGGACCAGGGUAACUUCAUGGGCUCCAUCUCCAUCGCCGUGGGCCUCAUGUUCAUCGCGCUGUGGGUGCACGUGGAGAAGCCCGUCACCGGCUAGGGAAGCGUAGCUCGGUAUCUAGGACCAGCCAGCCGUCUAGUGACGCGCCGCGCCACUACAUUCGCCACUUCAUCUUCCAUUAGUUUGCUUUUUAUGCCAUAUAUCGACAAGUAUAUGGUUGUACACGUUAAGCUUGGGCACUGUCUUGCUGUACCAACCAUUUGC
Messenger RNA from Phytophthora sojae, 3327 nucleotides. RefSeq lists its product as hypothetical. The transcript has a single exon. The record is from RefSeq and is a predicted model, not a curated record. The coding region runs from base 121 to 3162 and encodes 1013 amino acids. Lineage: Eukaryota; Oomycota; Peronosporomycetes; Peronosporales; Peronosporaceae.